UUCAGUCUUCCUGGACCUCCUGUAGUCUACUAUGACCUCCUUUGUUUUGGUGGUGUUCAGGAUGAGGUUGUUCCUGAAGCACCAUUGUGUGAUGUCUCAUCAUUGUUGGAUAUGAGACCCACCACGGGGGUGUCGUCUGCAAACUUUACAACCAUGUUUGUGGGAUGGAUGGCAGAGUGUUCCUGUGUGAAGGGAGUGAAGAGGGCUGGGCAGAGCACACAACCCUGCGGCAUUCCGGUGUUGAGGAUCAGCGGUGCAGAAGUGGACCCCCGUAUCCUCACCACCUGGGGCCUGUUGGUGAGGAAGUCGCUGAUCCAGGAGCAGAGCGAUGGUGCCAAACCCACAAGAUUCGUCCGGGAGAACAGUGUUAAACGCUGAACUAAAGUCCACAAACAGCAUCCUGACGUAGGUGUUUGGAUGCUGCAGGUGAGUCAGGGUCAGGGUGUGAAGUGCUAAUGAGACAGCAUCCUCCGUAGAGCGGUUCUCCCUGUAGGUGAACUGCAGGCUGUCCAGGCCCGCAGGGAUGGCGUCUUUGAUGUACUUCAGGAGGAUCCGCUCAAAGCACUUCAUUAUGACUGGGGUCAGGGCGACAGGACGGAAGUCACUGAGACAGAAGAAGUGAAUAUUGUUACACUUUUCGGUGAACUGAGAAGAGGAAGAAGAAGAAGAAGAAGAACUGUGUGUAUUUUAAUUUAUUGAUGUAAAUGAAACAUGAAGAGAAGAUGACACACUGUGGAUUUUUCCUCUCCUAAACCUGCAGCGUCAUGAACUCCAGCAAACGCACAGACAGUGUGAACGAGGCCGUGAUGAAGAACUUCAUCGUCUUCAUCUUCAGCACCAGCAUCAACUGCAUCAACGGAGCCUUUGUUUACAUCUACUUCCAGAGCGAGGUCUUCAGGCGAGAGCCCAGGUACGUGCUCUUCGUCCACCUGGUGAUCAAUGACAUGAUCCUGCUGACGCUGUCUGUGAUGAUGCAGAUUCUGACCUACACCACCACCAUCUCUGUAGCUCCCUGCUGCCUCAUACUGGUCAUGUUGAUCACCACCUCCAAUAACAGCCCUCUGAACCUGGCCGGCAUGGCAGUUGAGCGUUACGUUGCCAUUUGCCGACCUCUUCACCACGUUCAGGUUUGCACGGUGCGGCGAGCCUACGCUCUGAUCGCACUGAUCUGGGGCACGUCCCUCAUGUUGGGCCUCGCAGACCUCGUCAUCCUCUUUGCAACGCAGCCUCUCUCUCUCUUCUCAAGAAAACUCCUCUGUUAUAAAAUGUUCAUCUUCAACACUCCGUACCACAAGACUCUCUCUGAGGUUGUUCAGGUCCUUCUAUUUUCCUUUGUCUCCCUGACUUUGAUCGUCACAUACCUGAAAGUCUUCCUUGUGUCCCGCGCCGCUUCCAGAGCCGCCAAGGCCUCGGCCAGAAACGCCUGCAACACCAUCCUGCUGCACGGCAUCCAGCUCUUCAUCUGCAUGUUUUCAUACCUCUAUCCGCUCAUCGUCCUGGCUCUACUCACCGCUUGGCCUCGCAACCGAACCACCAUCCUCACCGUGGCCUUUCUGUUCUUCAUUGUGCUUCCACGUCUGCUCAGUCCGCUCAUCUAUGGCAUCAGAGACAAGAAGUUCAGCAGCCAAAUCAGGCAGCACUUAUUCCAAUGCUGCAAAGUCGUAGAGAAGAAGAAAUGCUCCAGUAACACUGUGUCGUGAGUUCUGCAGGUUUUAGUCCAUGAUCUACAAACUGAAUUGAAAUGAGCAGACAAUAG
Molecule: messenger RNA, 1756 nt
Organism: Solea senegalensis (Senegalese sole)
Lineage: Eukaryota; Metazoa; Chordata; Actinopteri; Pleuronectiformes; Soleidae
Product: odorant receptor 131-2-like
Exons: 5
Coding region: 765-1700 (311 amino acids)
Biological process (GO): G protein-coupled receptor signaling pathway
Cellular component (GO): membrane
Molecular function (GO): G protein-coupled receptor activity
Source: RefSeq, a predicted model, not a curated record